CUGAGCACGUGAACUCAACCACUCAGCCAUGGGGCCAGCCCCUCAGAUUGCCUUUUUAUUUCCCUGCUCUCAAAGACGGUAUCUAAAAAAUGAGGGGGGCGGGGGAAGCAUACAGAUAUAAAAAGAUAUGGACACAGACAUACAUAUAAGGUAAUGUGGCUCUUGGUGGGUAUGUGGCUAGAAAAAUCUCAGCCUGUGGGACGGUGAUGUGGAGGACCAGGGGUGGGAUCAUCCUUCUAGUACAAGCCACCUCCUCCCUUCCCAACCAUCCCAGAAAUGCAGGCCUCUCCUCAGAUUGGGGAGCAGUAGAGGGGGAGAUUUGAUUAAUAAUAAUAAUGCGGUCCCUAACACUUACACUUCUAAUCGCACUUCCUGGCACUCUUCUGAGCCGGCUCUACAUGUAACUCAUUUAAUCUUCCUAACGGCUCAGCAACAUAGGUUCUAUUACUGUCUCUGUCAUCAUCAGCUCAUCAGUAGAUGUGCUGGUGGCAGACCACCAGGUGAUGCCAGCGUGUAGCCAGGGUGGAGGCCACUCCUUUCUAAGGUCCCCAUGAUGACUCUUUUUGUGAUGAGAACGCUUGUAAAGUAGACUCUCACCCCCAAUCUGUUUUAGUAAAUCUGGAUUUCCAUCCUUUAGACUUGUGCACAGCAAGGUGUACCUGUAUGUAACUGUGGUGUCACCUUUCUUGCCUUCAUCUCAGCAGCCCAUUGGUUCCACCCAUCCCACCCACCCCACUGUUUCAGGUGUCACUCUGUCUGGUCCCCGAGGCUGGUUAUCUUGGCUGUACCUUUGGUUCAUUUCCUUCUAGCACCUCCACCCACAUCUAGUAAUUGUGACCUCUGGAGUCUUCCUAGACAAGGACUUCUUUCAGAUGUUCUCUCUUGCCUGCUGCCAGCCCUUCUAGGACAACAGUGCUUCAUAUCUAAGCCUGAAUAUCCCCAUCUUUUCCUGGUGAUAAGAAUCAACAAGUGGCAACUGCUGUAAACAUAAAUUCCUCGGCCGCCUCAGGAGAUUAUGAUCUGGGUGGUUGGAAUCUAUCCACUGGGCUGUCCUGUCACCUCCUGACUCAAAGCAAGGAGGUUGAGUUGUCCCCUUCCGGGGUCAUUGGUCCUCUCUGUCCUCUGCUUGCCCCCUGCUGGUUCCCUCCCCCUUGGUCUCUCAGUCACUCAAACCACCUCUUUCCCAGAGACUUUCUUUCUCAAGCCCCUUGGCUGCCCAGCACUGCCCAUCAUUCGGGCCUCACCCAGGCUGCCCACCCGCUUCUCUGGCUGAAUCUUUUCUUGCUCCCCAGAGCGGAGGCUGCAAAAGUGUGGUCUGACAGGCCUUUUAGAAAUUGGGAAAUUAAAAAACAAAACAAAACCAAAAUACCCCCGGCUUACUGAUUUCUUUUUAAAACAAGAAAAACAUCUGAGGCUCUGCAGCCUGGAUGGAGGUCACCCUUGGGUAGAAACGAGCUGGAUCUGCAACUGGGGGAUUGGUGGCUGGGCCCUUUGCUAGGCCUGGGGUCUCCAGUUCAACACAGUCCUUACCACUCUUUCCUUGACUCCCCGCUUACUCAUUUUUCUCCCCUCUCUGGCCCUGGGGGCAUUUGAGCCUGGGACCACCUUUUAGAACAGGCACUGUUCACUUCUCUGCUCCUCCGCCAUGCUCUUUCCCACUGAGAGUGCUUUCUCUGCCUCUUAAAGUCCUCCUCAUCACUCCAGGUCCCACUCCAUCCUACCUGUUCUGUAAACCUUUCCCUCUGCUUCCCCCCACCGCCAACCCCAGAAAUGCCUGCCUUCCUCCUGAACGCUUCUUCAGUUGCUGGUAAGUGCCUUCCGCUGUCAUGAACCGUGGUUCAUAACUUGUCUAGAUGGAGGUUUUCUGUCUCCUGACCCUAGUCCAUACUAAGUGUUACGUGCAUCUCUCUCCCCUCCUUUGACAGGGCUUAGGCACAGCCAGUAGCUCUCUUGGUUGUAUAUAUUGGUUGUAUAUAUUAUUCUGGGAUAGGAGACUCCAGAAACAUACCUGAAGCUUCCCCAGCAGCCUCUUAAAGUUCUGCUAGAAUUGCUUCUUGGGUUAAAAUAUUUAUCCCAUUAUAAAUUUCUUCAUUGAUUUGAUAGGAAAGAAUCACAGAGAAUGGACUCUGGAGUCCGCCCACCUGGCUGCAUGUCCCUGCCACUGAAUAGCUGUGCGACCCUAGGCAAGCUUGCAGAUGCCAGCAAGUUACCCAACCUGAAAGAACUUCUCCAGUCCUCUGGAGACAGAGAGAAACGGGCCUGGGACCUGGUGAGCUGGAUUUUAUCCUCAAAGGUCCUGACAAUCCACAGUGCAGGGAAGUCGGAGUUUGAAAAGAUCCAAAAGCUGACUGGUACCUCUCACAUGCCUGUCCCCGUGCCGGACUUCCUGUUUGAAAUCGAGUACUCCGACCCAGCGAACGCCAAAUUUUACGAGACCAAAGGAGAACGAGACCUAAUCUACGCCUUCCACGGGAGCCGCCUAGAAAACUUCCAUUCCAUCAUCCACAAUGGCCUGCAUUGCCACCUGAACAAGACAUCCUUGUUCGGGGAAGGGACCUACCUCACCAGUGACUUGAGCCUGGCCCUCAUUUAUAGCCCCCACGGCCAUGGGUGGCAGCGCAGCCUCCUUGGCCCCAUCCUCAGCUGUGUGGCCGUGUGUGAGGUCAUUGACCAUCCAGAUGUCAAAUGCCAAACAAAGAAGAAGGAUUCCAAGGAGCUAGACCGCAGGAGAGCGAGAAUCAAGCACAGUGAAGGGGGAGACAUCCCUCCAAAGUACUUUGUGGUCACCAAUAACCAGCUCCUGCGUGUGAAGUACCUGCUGGUGUACUCGCAGAAGCAGCCCAAGAGCAGAGCUUCAAGCCAGCUCUCCUGGGUUUCCAGCCAUUGGUUUACAGUCAUGAUAUCCCUGUAUCUGCUGCUGCUGCUCCUAGUGAGUGUCAUCAACUCCUCAGCUUUCCAACACUUUUGGAAUCGUGUGAAGAGAUAGGGGUCUUUCUGGGCCCGGUGUGGGGGCCACCUCGACCAUGUGCCUUAUGAUAACUUGUUCUGUACCUCCUGUGCCCCACAUCCAGCCAGGUUGAACCUGGGGGCCAGUUGGGGACCACAGGACAAUUUUCACAUGCCAUAAUGUAUCGAUUGCCUUUGAUGAUGCUCCUGGCCACACUCCGGUCAACAGAGACCCCUGGUCUCUCACUUUUAGGUUUUGGGGGCGCCCUCCUGUCUGCUCCUCCCUAAACGGUCCUAAGGAGUUGGCUUUUCUGCCAGGGCCAAAGGAAAAAGUCCUGCUGCAUUUAAAAACAAAGUGUCCAGGCCGUCAGUGCUGUGUUUACAAUCGCUCCUGGCAGAUGUUGGCCCUUUCUCUAAUGCUUUCUGGAAGGCGGAAAAUGUGUAGUGGGGACUAUAAAUCACUGACGAUUGCCUUGUUUUGACUUGAGACACCCAAGAGGAGCAGUCAUGUUUCUCAUAAAAAUCGGUGGGAUCGUUUUUGAAUUCCAUCAGCCUUUGUAUGUGAGUGCAAAACAUUUUCACGGUUUUCUUAAGUCAACAAACAGCCUCCUGCUACAGCCGUAGCACCCCCCCGCCCAACCACGGAUGAGAAAGGAGGGAGUCAGAGACCUGAGGAAAAAUAUGAACUUAACAAUGAGCGACUCAAGUUGGCUUUUUCUAAAAAUUACCAACUGCUGAUUACAGCUGAAAUGGAACCAAAUGUUUAUUUUCUGAUUUUUAAAAAAAAAUAGCUAUUUGACAAAUGCAUCUUUGUGAGCUGAGUAAAAGGGGAAAUUUCUAAACCUAGAGCACCACUUGGGCAGUGUCCACAGCCUCUCUCCUGGCCAUGAUUUAGAGAAAGGGGUUUAAGCUGCAGGUCUGCCUCCUGUUCCUGUUCUCAUGAAGCUGCCUUGACCGUGGCCUGCCAGCCACAAGCGCCACGCCGUAGGCCGUCUGUGGGCUGCCAGCCGGCCUUGGAGACAGAAGCCUGCCUCAGUGUGCCACGGAUGUGCGUGGACCGAGCCUCCCACAGAGGGGUCGGGUCUUUAGGACUCAGCCUGGGCUUUAACUGUGCAGGAAGAGCCUCUGGCUGCCCAGAGAGCGGCUGUUCUACUGGCUGUGUUCUCUGCCCCUCCUUCCUGCCCCCUUUCAGCCAUAACGGAGCCCUGUCUGAUCUGGGAAGGGAGAUUUCUGUAAAGAAGGGGGAAAGUCAUUUUUCUAUAAUUUGUGAAGUUGUAAAAAAGCCACGAUCAUGGUUUUUGCAUUGAAUGUUGGAACAUUUCAGAAAUAAUAAAUGUAUUUUCCUAAUUA
This is a messenger RNA of Equus caballus (horse), 4296 nucleotides long. The record is from RefSeq and is a predicted model, not a curated record. Lineage: Eukaryota; Metazoa; Chordata; Mammalia; Perissodactyla; Equidae.